Amorphotheca resinae ATCC 22711 is the source of this 531-nucleotide messenger RNA. RefSeq lists its product as hypothetical. The transcript is spliced from 3 exons. Bases 1 to 531 code for a protein of 176 amino acids. The record is from RefSeq and is a predicted model, not a curated record. NCBI's taxonomy places the organism in Eukaryota, Fungi, Ascomycota, Leotiomycetes, Helotiales, Amorphothecaceae.
AUGGGUCUUAUUUCAGGAGCAACUAUCAUCCGAUCCAUAUCUCUCUUCCACAUCACUCUGGGCUACUUCUUCCUCACUUCCCCCGCGACAGUCGCGGACCAGUCCCUAGUUUUCAUAAUUGGAGAGGCCAUGGGCAUGCCAUAUUCGCGCGCCUUCGAUACUAAAUCGCAGCCCCUCGCCUUCCUCGCAGUUGUCCUUUUCUUCGUAGGCGUCACCGAUCUGGUCUCCGUCUCGCACCCGGAGGAAGUCUCCCUGUACCACUGGGGUGCUCAAGCUCCGGUCCGGCUCGCGCUCUUCGGCGCCCUCGCGAUCUACUCCUACGCGUUCUCGUCCUCGUCGCCUCUUUACGCGUCGCAAAACUACCAGAAGAGCUCCUGGGGCGAGGGACUUAAGAAUAGGGUAGUGUUUACGUGGGCCUUCUUGGAGAUGAUGACUUGGUUCUGGGUCUUUGUCACAUUGAGGGAGGAGAGGAGGGAAUGGGCCAUUCGCAUUCAGCAGAAGCGAGCUGCUGAGGAGGAGGAGAGGAUGUAA